Messenger RNA from Tripterygium wilfordii, 618 nucleotides. RefSeq lists its product as uncharacterized. The transcript is spliced from 2 exons. NCBI's taxonomy places the organism in Eukaryota, Viridiplantae, Streptophyta, Magnoliopsida, Celastrales, Celastraceae. Bases 1 to 618 code for a protein of 205 amino acids. The record is from RefSeq and is a predicted model, not a curated record.
AUGCAGAUCAUCGACCUCACCAAAGGCUCCCAAACUAUUGAUGAAUUCCUUCACCUGGCAAAGUCCCUCUCUAACUCUCUUGCUUCCAUUAGUGCUCCUAUAAGCAACAAAGAUCUUGUCUUGGCUGUCCUUCGUGGUCUUGGUGCUGACUACAUGAUGUUACGUACAACUAUCCUCAACACGCCACCACUCCCAGAUUUUUUGGAACUCAGGUCACGUAUUCUUACCUUUGAGUCCACCAACCAGUGCCCUUCUAUGACUCCAUCCUCUGACCAAGCCUUAUUGGUCACUCAUCGAGCAAAUCAUUCUGGUCGCUGGGGUCGACGUAAUGGUUAUGGGGGUGGCUACAACCACCAACAGCAAUUGUCUCAUACACCACCAUCUUGGAACCAAUAUCCAAAUCAGCAGUCUGGAAAUUGGAGAGAAACUCGGCCCAAUUCUACCCCGGGCAUCCUUGGUCCUCCUUGGUGUCCCACGUGCAAUACCAAUCAACACUCUCAAGCUCAAUGCCCUCACCGUUAUCAUGGACCAAAUACCUUUUCUCCAUUUGCUGGUUACAUGCAAUCUGACCUAACCUGGUAUACUAACACCGGUGCCACCAAUCAUAUGACAAGCUAG